CACACGAUGCUUUUACUCGUGAGGAGUAGCCAGUCGACCAGCGUCCCGUCGUCACGUCCACGAAAGCUCGGCACACGUGAAGGAGCCAAUCCAGGAACGAGCUUUCUUGGCCUCACAAGACGGAAGCGCGAGUCAUCGUCGUCCCCGAAAACCCUGCCUAUAAGUUGCCGUGCAAUCUUUGCUCGAGGAGGGGAUGAUAGAUACAGAGAUAUAGCUGACGAUUCCGAGAAUAACCUAACCAGCGAAAAGGCCAAUGGCGAGGAAGUACAAAAGGGCGACAGCGCCGCUGGACGAGACGGCAAGAGCGCGACUGUGGCAGGAGGUGAGCAGCUGCGUGUCAGUGGAGUCCACCACCUCCGAUACGGCCGAGUUGGCGGACCUGAUCGACUCGUUCUACAACGAGGAGGAGAUCGACGAACGGAAAGGCAAGUACGGCAUGGGAUCUGAGAAGGGAGGUUAUCUUACGAGGAGGUCGCUAGACUCCGUGCUGGCGGAGUCGGAAGCCGACAUGGUGGCACACCGGAUCCGAGUCGCGGCCGAGCGGGGGGUUAGCGCAGUCUCGCCGGCAGGAGACGGCUUCAAAAGGCGAGUUAUGGGUUGGCUCCGAGACAAAGGAUUUGAUGCCGGCAGGAGAUCCAACAUCUAUUCGACAAUAAUCUUUUCAGGGCUGUGCAAGUCGUCAUGGGAGAGAGCUGAGCGGAUCCAGGCCGGCACCCACGAGUACAUCGACGUGAUCGAUCGAGGAGGUACGCGCUACAUCUUGGAGAUCGACUUGGCCGCCGAAUUCGAGAUUGCCCGACCGACCCAGGACUACACUGCGCUGCUCCGGGCGUUGCCGUCGGUGUUCGUGGGAAGGCCGGGCGCGCUGGAGAGCAUCGUGAGCCACAUGUGCUUGGCGAUGGAGGAGUCCAUCAGGAGCUCCGGCAUGCACCUGCCCCCAUGGAGGCGAAAGGAGUACGUCCGAGCGAAGUGGUUCAGCUCCUUCGGAAGGAAUUCUGCUGCCGGUGGGGAGGCCGACAGAGGUGCAUCGUCGAGGUCCGGUACUACGACGACGAAGCCUUGUAGGAUAGAAUUGCGUUGCAGAGAGGUGAAGGUCCGCGAGGGAAUGCUGGCUGAGGAAUUCAGAGGCACGUUAAAUGGAUAUGGCUUUUAGCAUUCAAAUUCUGAUCGAUGAAUGUAUGCAUUGCCUCCUUAUAGAAAAGUGGUUUAUAUGAAAGCAGAUUAACUAAAAUAUCUAAUCAUUUUCUUGGGA
This is a messenger RNA of Musa acuminata AAA Group (dessert banana), 1252 nucleotides long. RefSeq lists its product as uncharacterized. Lineage: Eukaryota; Viridiplantae; Streptophyta; Magnoliopsida; Zingiberales; Musaceae. The coding region runs from base 254 to 1153 and encodes 299 amino acids. The record is from RefSeq and is a predicted model, not a curated record. The transcript is spliced from 2 exons.